CCGCGGUUCGGGCCAGUCGUCUAUUCGCGAGCAUCCGCACACCGAACUUCGUGUAUAGUGCGCGAAAAAUGAAGUGCAUCACUUUCCUAAUGUUGACUUUUACUGUUGCCAUGAACGUUUUUGGGGCUGAAAUACAAAUUCGGGAUGAGCUGCAGGCUGUUGCUGAGCAGAUAUCAAUCCUGAAAACGAUGCACAACACCGACGUUUCCGAUAUGAAAAAAGAUAUUGAUGACCUCAAGCAGGUUUCGGCUAUCCAUUCUACCAACAACCAUGAGCGCAACGAGCAUGCCACCCUUCAAUGGGCCAAGCGAUCAAUGGAAGAGAUUCGAGUUGAGAUGCGAGAACUGGAGGAAAGCGUGAACAACUCCGUGCUCCUUCGCCAGCUUCACGUUAUCCGAAACGAGUUGAAACAAGCCCUAAUGGAAACCUCAGAUCUCGCCCAACUGGCCCGCACUCAAGAAGCCCGUAUCGACAAAUUAGACAGCGAGGUUGGUCGUAUGAAGUACGAGGGACAACAGAUGAGGACCGUAAUUGCCGAACAACGCACCCAUAUUAACAAGCUUUCCAAGGAGGUCAAAGCCAAGCAAAUUGCUGACAUGAAUCUGGAAAACGAAAUAUUGGAACCGUUUGAAAACCGAGCUGGACCGCUUAAGCCCGAGCGUAAUCACAAGUACCGCCAUAACAAGAUGGUGCAUGCACAAAUAUCAAGGCUCGCUCAUUCUCAGGAUCAACUCGAUGAGUUCCAACAGAGUCUGCAGACUCAGAUCCUUGAUGUUCAGCGCAGAAUGGAUAGAUUCGAGGAACCCAACUGGAACCUACUGUCAGCUAAAGUGGAAUUUUUAGAACUGGAAACCAAGGUAUUGGAUGAUCAUUUGAAGAACGUAACUCAGAAGAUUUCCGACUUCGACAAGGUCCACGCUUCUAUAUUGGAACUGCGAGAAGAUGUUGAGAGCAUCGAAAACAAAGCUGAUAAAACUAUUCCUGAAUUCCGUAAGGAGAUAUCAAAACUGGACGUUAAUUUUGCUCAGCUUAACGCUGCCUCGUCGUACUUCAAGGAGGACCAGGAGAAUCUGAGGCAGUCUGUGAAAGCAAUAGCGGUGAGCGUAAGCAACGCUAUCGACAGGGCUGAGAUGGACCGGCUUGUUAUUAAGAAGAUCAACGAAUCUGUGGAGGAACUCGAAGCGCGAUCCCGUCAACACUUCUAUCGGCUGAACGAUCACAUACUGAAAAGCGAGGCCAACCAUGACAUCAACCAAACGGAAAGCAUUCCUCUACCGGAACUGAUGGGAGAAGUGAAAGAGCUGCAACCAGUAGAACGUGAGUACGAAGAUCUCGUCAACCAGCUCCCAAGGGACUGCUCCAGCAUCUCCGGACCUGCCGGCGUUUACCUCAUCCACCCUGGCCAAGCGCCGUUCGACACGUGGUGCGUAAAUGGAAGCACCUUGAUACAACGACGAUACAACGGCUCGGUGGAGUUCAACCGAAAGUUUUCCGAGUAUGUGCACGGCUUCGGCGACCCGUCUUCCGAGUAUUGGUUAGGCCUGGAAUCUAUGCACCGAUUGACUGCCGAUAAUUGCUCGUCUAUGCGUAUUGACAUGAGUGAUAUAUAUGGAGGAUUCUGGUAUGCUGAGUACGAACAUUUCUACAUUGGAAGCGCCGACUCUGGAUACACGUUGGAAGUGGGCGGAUUCAAGGGUAACGCCAGUGAUGCGUUUGAGUACCAAAACCAUAUGGAAUUUUCAGCUAUCGACCGAGACCGUGAUAUCUCGAACACUCACUGCGCCGGAAACUAUGAAGGAGGAUGGUGGUUCUCCCAUUGCCAGCACGUCAACAUCAACGGAAAGUACACCCUGGGCCUGACUUGGUUUGAUUCCGUGCGCAAUGAAUGGAUUGCAGUUGCAACGAGUGAGAUGCGCAUGUCGCGUCGGCCUGGUUGCUCUUAAACAUCAACCUUAAGUUAGACAUUCAUAAUCACGUAGAACUAAUAACGAUUCAUAUUAUUAAUAAUACUAUUCACUUUCAAUUAUGCCAAAGAUAAAAAAUAAGUAUGGGUAUUUUUAUUUCAUUAGGUCGACUAUCAUUAGUUUCGUAGACAGUAUUAAUUUUUCUGACGUGCGUUCUCUUAUUUCAACUUUUACUUUAUCGACUUCAGUUUUGAUACUUAGUUACAUUCCAUUUUGUAUCUGAUUAGUUUUGGUUUAUCGAAGUGUAAAGUUAAGUUUUGGGUGUGUACUUAUAAUUUAAAUUGUCAAGUGAGCCAUAUUUUUAUAGCGUAUCUGAUCUGACGCCACAAACGGGUCUUUAUAUGAAUGUUAAACAGCCCGACCCGGCAAAAAUGUGUGCGCGUUGUAUUUGUCUUGUAUAUGUUAAUGUAGCUUGGAUGCAGACAACUUAUUGCUAAGUUUAUUUAUCUAUAUUUUCUUACUACUUGUUUAAAAGUUUGUAAAUAUAAUUUUAUUAGGCAAGAGAUGCCAUAUUCUGUUCCGCAUUCAUGGCAGAUUUAGUCAAAGGAGUGUAAAUGAUAAUAUAAGCAAUUAGCUAGUAAGAAUGAUUAAUUAGAAAAGCAUUAAAUGCUUUGAUUUGAAGGACUUGUUUUAAGAACACAUAACAAGGGGAUCGGGAGGUAAAUAUUUAUUUAUUACGAUAUAAUUUGUCAAUGAUCUUUAUUACAUUAACGACAUUGUUUCUGUUUUUGAUAAAAGACUGUCUGCUGAAAGCGCGUUUUGCUUU
This is a messenger RNA of Spodoptera exigua (beet armyworm), 2730 nucleotides long. The record is from the annotation of a GenBank genome assembly. NCBI's taxonomy places the organism in Eukaryota, Metazoa, Arthropoda, Insecta, Lepidoptera, Noctuidae.